Molecule: messenger RNA, 773 nt
Organism: Herpailurus yagouaroundi (jaguarundi)
Lineage: Eukaryota; Metazoa; Chordata; Mammalia; Carnivora; Felidae
Gene: SCRT2
Product: scratch family transcriptional repressor 2
Exons: 5
Coding region: 126-773 (215 amino acids)
Source: RefSeq, a predicted model, not a curated record
CCCCCCCCGCUGGGAGCUGUCCAGUGCUGAAACCCCGCGCCGACAGCCAAUCGCGCCCGGCUGGCCGCCUCCCCCCACCGGGGCCCCACGCAAGUGCCCCCGCCGAGCCCCCCGCCAGUCGCACCAUGCCGCGCUCCUUCCUGGUAAAGAAGAUCAAAGGGGACGGCUUCCAGUGCAGCGGGGUGCCGGCCCCCACCUACCACCCCUUGGAGACCGCCUACGUGCUGCCUGGCGCCCGGGGGCCGCCCGGGGACAACGGUUACGCCCCGCACUGCCUGCCGCCCAGCAGCUACGAUGCGGACCAGAAGCCCGGCCUGGAGCUGGCGCCGGCCGAGCCCGCCUACCCGCCGGCGGCGCCGGAGGAGUACAGCGACCCCGAGAGCCCGCAGUCCAGCCUGUCGGCGCGCUACUUCCGCGGGGAGGCGGCCGUGACCGACAGCUACUCCAUGGACGCCUUCUUCAUCUCGGACGGGCGCUCGCGGCGGCGGCGCGACUUCUCUUCCCACUUCUCAGCUGAGUCUCUCCUAUCGUUCCUCUAUCGGAACCCCAAUCUAAGGCCCAAACCUACCUUUGACUCUCACGUCUGUUGUGGUUUCCUCAUCCACACCGGUACGCAGGCCCUGCAGCUCCCAGACCACAUUCCAACCCCAGACCGUCCUUCUGGCCUCUGCCAGGCCAGCCCCUCCCUGGGCUUCCAGUCUCCAGCUGCCCGCUCCCCAGAUUCUCUGAGCACUUUCCCCCACCCCCAGGACUACAGCGUGACCACCGUGUAG